AUGAAACAAACAAAACAGCUAAAACAAACAAAACAUUACAAACAAACAGAACAAAAAGAACCUAUUAAACAAACACAAUUAGAACCGUGGACAACAUGUAUUAACCAAAACAAAACCAAAAAUAACUUGGAAACAAAGCAAGAAAGCUAUACUUCCCAAGUUUCGUUUAUACAAGACACAAUAAGAAAGAUAGAACCAAUAUGGGAAACCAAAAUAGAAGAAGAAGACAAAUAUAUAGAAUCAUUAACUAUAAUCGCUUUAAAAAGCAUUGUUAUAAUAGAAUUAACAAAUAAUGCAGACAAAGACACAAACGGCACUACAAAAACAGAAGAAGCUAUUAAAAAUCAAAGUGAAAAAAACAUAAACAAAAGAGAUAAGAACUUAGAAACAUUAUAUUUAACAGUGUCAGACAACAUAUCAGACAAAACAGAAGUACAAAAAACUACUCAGUUAACUGAGGACAAUAUAUGGACACCCAAAAAACAAAUACCAAAGAUAACACAAUCAAUUGAAAAUAGUAUUUGGGCAUCUAAAGGAGAUGCUUGUAAAAACAUAGGAGAAUGGCAAGUGAAUAUAUUAAGCUGUAAUGUACCAGAUAAUAACAAAGAUGAAAGGUUUAAAUAUGUUAAGUGGAUUCUUCAAAACAAUAAACAUAUCAAAAACAUAAAAGAAGUUUUUGAAAAAGGAAACUACUGGUAUAGAGUUAUAUUCGAUUGUCAAAGCAGUUGUUUAAAUACAUGUGAAUAUAUAAGCAAAAAAGAAGGAGAAUGGCUAUACAUGAUACCUAACACUAAUAAUCCUACAAGCCAAAAAGAAGUGGAGAAUAAUAAUAUCGCAAAACUAAAAUCAAUGAGCUCAGGAAAGAAUGAUAACACCAUUGGUUUACAAAACAUUAUUCUCUGGGAUUUACCAAAACACACAAGCAAAAGAGAAGUUUUGAAUGCAACAAAAUUUCUGGGACAGAUCAAUAAAAUAAAUAUUAGAUAUAAUGAAAAUACAACUAAAGCAAUCAUUAUGAUCAAUAACUUAAAAAAUCAUAAACAGAUCAAGUUAGAUGAUAUUUGGUCUAUUCCUUUAAACAACACAUAUAUUGACAAUAUUCCAAAAAGAACAAACGAAGUAUUGCUUAAAAGAUCGAUUGCAUAUCUAAGACCCAAAGCUCUACAUAUAUUUAAUAAUAGCAAUAGAAAUCAAAAAAGCAAAGGGUGUAUAGAUUUCGAAAAUAAAAGAGAUUUACUUAAUGCACAAAGACAUAAAAUUAUCUACAAAAAUACAAGAAUAUAUUGGUCAGAUCAUAACGAUCUUAAGGAGCAAGAACAGAUUUUUGUAGAGAAAGAACAAGAUAGAAAAGAUAUGCAAACCAGAUAUCAGUUAAAGAAUUUUCCAUAUAUUUAUCAAGAAUCGGAUGCAGAAACUGGAAAAGCAAAAGGAUCAGGUUUGGGAAUUAUUAUUAGAAAAACAUGGGAAAAACACAUAGGAAAAAUUGUACGAAAAUCACUAUACUAUAUGAGUUGCAUGCUUUAUUUUAAAAAAGUUAAUAUUGUUAUAAUCCUAGUGUACCUUACACCGAACAAUAAAAAUACACUCAAGCAAACUCAACAACAUGUGAUCAAAGGGCUACAAGAGGCAAUAGAUAAAAAGGAAACACAUUAUAUAAUCUUAGGUGACUUUAAUUGUAAUCCUAACAAUGACACACAAUAUACAUACAAGUACAACCCAAAGGCCAAACAUGCUCUGAUAAAAUGGCUACAAAGAACAGGCUUUAUAGACAUGUAUAUGUUAACAAAUCUGGCGGAAGCUGAACAUUGGGACAAGUACAGGUUAAUCUUGGAGCAUAAUUUGCAAGGUAAUACAGUACUCAAAAAUUUGCUCAAAACAGAGAAUAAUAAUAGUGAAUCAAUCAAUCAAACCUGGAAUAUUAUACAAAAAGCAAUACUCAUGGCAGGAAAAAAAGCUUUACCUCAUACAAGGCUUAAAGGGGACAGAGCUCAACAUAAGUUUCGCCAGAGAGAGAUCAAAGAAGAAUGGUAUUAUUCUAUAUCUGAAACAGUUGAUGCAGCAGAAUGGAAGCAGACAAUCAAGGUUUUAAAGAAAGCAGAAAUUCAAGUGGUUACACAUUGUAAGAAAUUAGCUUGUGACAGUGCAAUAGUGGCAUAUAACAUUGAUGCAUGCAGAAUUAGUAAAGAAACUUGGUUAGAAUCAGAGCAAUUUGCAGAGCAAACAAAAAUAUGGUGCCCACAAAUCGAAGAGGUUUUGAUUAAUAAGCAGGUUAAAAACAUAAAUAAAAAACAAGAGUUAACAGCGAAAUUGCAUAACAAUAAAGGUAGAAGUUCAUACAAAGUAUAUACUGAUGGUGCAUAUAAGAAGGUAGAAGAUGGGGAAAUAGCAGGAAUUGGCUAG
This is a messenger RNA of Dentiscutata erythropus, 2400 nucleotides long. The record is from the annotation of a GenBank genome assembly. Lineage: Eukaryota; Fungi; Glomeromycota; Glomeromycetes; Diversisporales; Gigasporaceae.